ACUAAACGUUUGACGGGGAGGAGGGAGCCCGUGGGCCUUUGGGAGCCGGUAUUGCUGAAAGGAGAAUUCUCAGUUUGGUGCUCGUUCCUGAGGGGCAAUCCUGAGGGGCGAAGCUGCUGAGCCGUGCGGUGGCAUCUCUCCCAAUAACGAGUUGCCACGUGAAGGGCCGUCUGUGAGCGCCCGUUGGGCACCGGGUGCUCCUUGCCCCGGUGUUUACAAUCUGUCGGUGAAGAACGGGGCUUUUUGUGCCUGAAGGCGUUGUCUGCCCCGAGAGGCCCUCGGGUGCUGCUCCGCGGGCUGAGGGCAAAAGCUGGAGCUGAGGCCGCCUUCUGGAAGCCUCCUUAAGCGCUGGUUUCCGUGGGGUAGCAGCAGUUAAGGGUCCGUGCUUUGCCACCCAGUAAAAGCAUGGUGCUGGCUUUUUGAGGCAUGGAAUAAUUAUAAAGGAAGAAAGGAAGGUAGGGGAGGAUAUUUUAAGAAUCAUCAGGGUUGGCUGAGGGUAAAACAGUCACAGGGUCAGCAGCAUUUUGCGUUCGGAUUGAUGUGCCCGUGCCGUUGUUCAGGCAAGGUGUAGCACAGAACGCACACAAAGAUCCGCCUGCACGUUUCAGCCUAUAGAUGGGGAUCUGCUGCUGAUCUGUAUUGUUCAAAGAACUUUCUUUUCCCUCGGUGCUGGGGGGUCCCAGCUUUCCACAAAUGAUAUAUAUGAAUUUAGUUGGAGCAGGAUUGCCGAGGCGUGUCUUAUGACGUUGCUUUUCUGUUAUUGAGACAGCUCAGGGGUGCUUUUUUUGUGGGGCAUUGUCAAGUAUACCGUGCUCAUUUAAGCUGAGUGCUGCAUCCUUAGUGAGGACAGGCCUUGGCAGCUGUACCCAGUUGUCCUCUGCUCUGCAGUGCAUCACUGACACGAGGGGAUGGUGCUGCUGCUGAUACAGCUGAACGACAUCUGUUAGAUGUACUGCUGUGUUUCACUGCCGAGUCUGGAGCAGUUUCUUCUUUUUUGAUUCUUUUCUCUUUCUGAGAGACUGAACUUUAGGUUUGGUCUUCUGAGUCAAAUUUUGCAUUAUCUGUUUUGUGCCAUUCUUUUUGCACAGGGCAACGUUGCUGUUUUCCUAUUGAUUCCCAAGGUUGAUGCAUGUGACAGAACGAAUUACUGUUACAUGUAGUUAGCGUUUGUGUAAUUUUGGAAUCACCUUAAGCCAGCAGAGAAUCCUAUACUAGACCUCCAUUUUCCAUAACUCAGCUAUGCUGUUUGUACUCCAGAAAUUAAGUGUAAUUAACUUAAUACCAUCUAUUCACUGCUUUGAACUGUGUGCUUGUUAACAACAUUUAGUCCUUCUUUUUUUUUUCCCCUAGUUUAUUAAUAUAGGAAUAUAUAUACAUUUCUCUGAAGACAUAUUCCUCGCUCAGGGACAGUUCACGAGCUACUAAAGAUACAUAACAACGUUCUGUUGUCACAGAUGAAACGUGCUGUAGGCGUGUAACAAGUUGUGCAGAACUUAUUGAGGUACCUUUUGGCUUGCUACAAAGACUAGCUAUGGAGAAGUGGAGCUUAAUGACAAUUACUGUUUUACUGGCACUUACUGUACGCUGGACUGUAUCGCUUGGUUCUUAUUCAGGUGCAGGAAAACCACCUAUGUAUGGAGACUAUGAAGCUCAGAGACACUGGCAAGAAGUUACUUACAACUUACCCAUCAGGCAGUGGUACUUCAAUACAAGUGAUAACAACUUGCUGUACUGGGGCCUUGAUUAUCCACCUCUUACUGCCUAUCACAGUUUUCUGUGUGCUUACGUUGCAAAGUUAAUAAAUCCUGAUUGGAUUGCUCUCCACACAUCUCGGGGGUAUGAGAGUCAGUCACAUAAGUUAUUUAUGCGUACAACAGUGUUUGUUGCUGAUUUGCUGAUUUAUAUUCCUGCAGUUAUUUUAUAUUGUUGUUCCUUAAAGGAAACAUCUACUAAAAAGAAGGUUUCCAGUGCUCUCUGUAUACUUCUUUAUCCAGGCCUCAUUCUUAUUGACCAUGGACACUUCCAAUACAACUCAGUGAGCCUUGGAUUUGCCUUGUGGGGUGUACUUUGCUUGUCUUAUGACUGGGACCUUCUGGGCUCGGUAGCAUUCUGCUUGGCCUUAAAUUAUAAGCAAAUGGAACUCUACCAUUCUCUGCCUUUUUUUUGCUAUUUACUUGGAAAAUGUUUCAAGAAGGGACUGAAAGGAAAGGGGUUACUGUUAUUAACUAAAUUAGCAGGGACAGUGGUGGUUUCCUUUGCUGUCUGCUGGCUCCCGUUCUGUACUGAUGUGGAACAAAUCAUGCAAGUACUCAGAAGACUCUUUCCCAUUGACCGAGGCUUGUUUGAGGAUAAAGUAGCCAACAUUUGGUGCAGCCUAAGUGUCCUUAUAAAGAUAAAGAAUAUAGUAUCACCUCAGACUCAGCUCAAGCUCAGUUUUGCUGUAACAUUCCUGAGCCUGCUUCCUACUUGUAUAAAGCUGACUGUCCAGCCAUCUCUACGAGGAUUUAAAUUAGCCCUGGUUAGUUGUGCAUUGUCAUUUUUCCUGUUCUCCUUUCAAGUACAUGAAAAAUCUAUUCUCCUAGUGUCAGUACCAGUCUGCUUAAUCAUAAAUGAAAUCCCUUUUAUGGCCACGUGGUUUCUACUUGUAUCAACCUUCAGCAUGUUGCCUCUUCUUCUGAAAGACGGCCUGCUGUUGGCCUACGCUGUGACGACGCUGGCAUUCCUGUCAGCCUGUGUGGCUUCCUUUGCAAUAUUUGAAAAGACCUCAGCAAAGGACCUGCAGCUGAAACCGUUCUCCGUGUCCCUGCGGGGCUACUUCUCUUGGUUUAAGCCGUUUCCCAGGAUUGUCAGGAAUCUGUUCCUUCUUUCUGUAACCCUGAUGGGCGUCCUGUCUGUGAUGAGUGCUGCCGUGCAUCCUCCACAGAGGUUCCCGGAUUUAUUCCCCGUAUCGGUGUCCAGUAUUUCUUGCUUACAUUUUUUAUUCUUUCUGGUGUAUUUUAAUGUAAUUAUACUCUGGGACUCAAAAAAUAGUAGGAAUCAGAAGAAAGUCAGUUAACCUGUGAAGAUUGUGGACUAAACAGUGAAAGGACAGUGGUUUUAGUGAACAGUGUCUGACGUUGCAGGUGAACUUGUUUAUGAUGUCAUACAAUUCCUGUAAGCUAUUGAAAAUUGGGAAACAUGUUACACGUUUAGCCAUGAAGUGAUCAAAGACUGUUCUAAAGGCAUAUUUUGAAGAAUACUUGGAAGUGAAAGUUGGUGUGUUUCCUUCAGAACUGUAAUACUUGUUGUUGCCUAAUAAAGGACCAAAUUUUGAAUGAAUGCA
This is a messenger RNA of Numida meleagris (helmeted guineafowl), 3322 nucleotides long. RefSeq names its product ALG6, alpha-1,3-glucosyltransferase (gene ALG6). Gene Ontology annotation, molecular function: dolichyl pyrophosphate Man9GlcNAc2 alpha-1,3-glucosyltransferase activity. Lineage: Eukaryota; Metazoa; Chordata; Aves; Galliformes; Numididae. The transcript has 15 exons. Gene Ontology annotation, biological process: protein N-linked glycosylation. The record is from RefSeq and is a predicted model, not a curated record. Gene Ontology annotation, cellular component: endoplasmic reticulum membrane. Bases 1532 to 3055 code for a protein of 507 amino acids.